Molecule: messenger RNA, 3786 nt
Organism: Exophiala dermatitidis NIH/UT8656
Lineage: Eukaryota; Fungi; Ascomycota; Eurotiomycetes; Chaetothyriales; Herpotrichiellaceae
Product: glucose repression regulatory protein TUP1
Exons: 3
Coding region: 1-3786 (1261 amino acids)
Molecular function (GO): protein binding
Source: RefSeq, a predicted model, not a curated record
AUGGUCGCUCCCAACUCCACCAGAUUGGCAUCGCUAGGCAGAGGCGUCUCGAUUUCUUUCCACGAUGUUCUUGCUGUCCUAGAUCCGAGCUCAAGCAGUGUCCGACUCGACGAAACGGACUCUGAAAGUCAUGCUCUGUUUCUCUAUGAAUAUGAACGAUUCCACAUAUGGACGGUCGACCUGGGGCUUCUGGUUCCGGCGCACGGUUCCCUCGACUACCGGCUUCGCGAGGCGGACCGCCUGGCACACACAUUUGAAGUGUUUUUGGCCGAUUUGAACCAGUAUCUGCAGGAAACACUUCAAUUGAAGCGCUCACAGACAUACCAGGACGAUGGAAAGAUCCGGCUCUCUACUCAGCCUUCUACACCUUCACAGCAAGCCCAGUUUGACGAGUCGGUGCUUGAGGACAGCAGCGAUGAAGAAGAUCUUCAACCGCAACAGCACCUACGGCUGCUCCUAGAUAGUGUCAGGGAAGUUAUUGACGGCCUAUUCCGAUUGUCCACAAGGAUCAGGAACCCAGCAACAAGACUGGCCUCUUCCAAAGCAAAGCUGUUUCAGCAGAUCGACGUCGACUCUGGAGUUGAUCUCAUCAAGGCUUUCGGCCAUUAUGAUCAUGACUAUGUCCUUUCGCUGUUUGCCUGGUUUCAAUCCAAAGCGCCCGAGGAAGCACGCACAGGCGACCUUGCUGCUCUUUGGCCGACAGACAGCCAGGCUGAUCUGUGGCACCGAGACGAAGAUUGCUCGCUGUGUGAGGCAAGGCAGCAUGUAGCCGAGCAAGCCGCCUAUGCUGGAAGCGAAGAUCAGGAAGAGGAGGAGCCGACAUGCUCGGCGGGAGGGAUUCUGACAUCUUUUCUUAUACAUCGCAUUGCACGCGCCAAUAAUCAGCGGCGACAACAGUUUGGAUACUGGAAACAUCAUCGAAGCAACCUCGUCAAACAUACCCAGGCCACUCUUGAGCGAACAUUUCCGCUUGUUCCUGCAAAUGAAGAGCCUGCAAAUUUGAAUCCGGGGCAUCAAGGGGCGACUCCUGCAGUUGGAAGGCAGGCCUUGAAACUCGCCGACUUGCUGGCUCCUCCCACAGUGACUACGGCCACCAGGCUCCAGCCGGCAGUGAUAGAAAACAUGGACGCCAUGUCGGUGACAUCUGUAUCCGAAUAUGCUCCUUCGAGCUGGGCACCCGAUCGUGAGCGAAUUCAAUUUCCACCACCGCCAAAGAUAUCCCCAGCUGAAAAGUUUUUCGAAUGUCCCUAUUGCUUCACCAUCUGUCCCAGGCAGAUGCUUUCAGAGAAGGCAUGGAAGGCACAUCUGAUUCAUGAUCUACGUCCAUAUAUCUGCACAUAUCCGGAUUGCAAGUCCGCAGGCCAGCUAUACGACACCCGCAGCGACUGGAUCGAGCAUGAAAAUACCUUUCACAGAAAGCAGUGGCGCUGUCCCACUCACUCGGACGAACUGUACCCUACACUGAAGGCAUUUAGGGAGCAUAUGGAAAUGCUUCACCCAGCUGAGAUCGACCUAAUGAGCUCACAGACCUAUCUUCGCUCCUGUGAAUCAUUCUCUGCCAGUGCAGAUCGGCCAUGUCCCAUUUGUUUGUUUUCGGCUGCCGAUGCAAGAUCCUUGCACUCACAUAUUGCGCUUCACCUCGAGCGCCUUUCCCUCUUCUCUCUACCCAGGGGAGCAGGUGACGAUGAAAAGGAUGAUGUCGGCUCCGAUGUCGCCGUUGACGCGGUACAGCACUCACGGGGUGAUGAAUCUGAGCUUUCUGUGGACAUUGGCGACGAGUGGGAUAAUCUCGAAGAGGCUGUACGGAUGGGUGAUGUUGAAAGGAUCGAGUACAUCCUCCGAGAUCAGGCGACAGAGACAGAUUCUCAUUCAACAAAGCUCGAUAACGCUUUGAUCGAGGCUGCCAAAACCGGUGAUAUCGACGUCGUGGAGACUCUUCUAAAGCAUGGAGCAACAGUAAGAGCACCAAGAGACGUUUACGACGAUACUGCAUUGAUGGCAGCUGCGUCUCAAAACCACUCGGAUGUCGUGAGUUUACUGCUACAACAUGGUGCGGAUGUUGAUGCUUGCUGUGGUGCACGCACCGCUCUCAGCGUAGCAUCGGAAUGCGGACAACUUGAAGCGGCACGCACGCUCAUAGAGCAUGGCGCGGACGUAAACUUCCAAAUCGAGGGACUCCCUAUCGCAUUGGAGGCGGCAGCAGCCCAGAACGAAGUCGAUGUAGCCAAGGUACUUAUUGAAAAUGGAGCCGACCUUAAUCUUUCAGGACAAGCCUCCUUGGAUAGGGCAUCAGCCAGCGGCCAUCUCGAAAUGGUUAACUUCCUGCUCACUGCCGGGAUCCCUACAGUGGGGAACGAGGAGCAUAGACCGCUGCACAGUGCUGCGGACUGCGGGCACGAUAAAGUGGUAGCGAGGCUAUUGGAGGCUGGGGCAGACGUCAAUGCUAGGGCCAUCGAUGGACGCACUGCACUUCAUGACGCUGUCACUUCUGGUAAUAGCAGAUGUGUGCAACUGCUUCUGGAAGCAGGAGCGGACCCAAACGCCACAAACGGGCUAGAGUCGCCCUUGCACUUGGCUUCGCGAUAUGGACACGAAGAAGCUGUCAAGUUGCUUAUCGCCGCUGGAGCAGACCUUGAGAUAACAAAUCGCGUCAGUGGCACAGCACUUCAAACAGCAGCAAAAGCUGGUCACAGCCAUAUCGUUGAUACUCUUCAGACUGCGGGUGCACGAACACAGCCCGAGGAAUAUAGCAUGUCGGGCUUGAUGGGAGAACAUCUCUCUGCUGCUUCGCAUGCCUCAAAGCCACAACCAGCUGACGUGCCCCGUCCAUGGGACGUCCGUUCCGAUUUCCACGAUGCUGAUGAUCUUAAUUUGACUCUACUGCAUGACAUUUCCCAAGAUUCCAUGGUGGCUUGUGUAAAUUUCUCAGAGAAUGGGAAGUAUAUCAUCAUCGGUUGUCGUCAGAGAGCUAAAAUCUUCGAGGUCGAUGACAUUUCGGAUGUAAUUGAGCUGAGGCACGAUGUGCAAGCUGAUGCCGACGUUUAUGUCCGCUCAGCCUGCUUUUCGCCAGACAAUCGAAUGGUCGCCACCGCAGCAGAUGACAGCUCGGUCCUGCUGUGGGACUUCGACACAAGGAAACUCAAUUCGGCUUUAAUGGAGGGUGACGGGAUCGGUACGUAUCACGUCGCAUUUUCCCCCGACGGUAAGAAGGUGGCGAUGGCGUGUGGCGAUGGUACAGUGCAGUUGUACAGCAUCGAAGACCUAAACCGACAAUGGUGGAAAUUUGAUGCUGGUGUCGCUGCGUUGGCAUUUUCCCCUGAUGCUCUUCUGCUGGCGGUGGGCACAUUGGACAACCAUUUAUUUCUGACCGAACCUGGUGAUGCCGGGCAGCAACCUUGCAGACUAGAAAAGGACGAGCAUCAAGACUCGGUUAUCAGCGUGGCAUUUUCAUCGAAUAGCAGGAAGGUAUUUACAGGCAGCCUGGAUUGCACAGUGAAGAGCUGGGAAAUCGUCGAGGUCGCCCCUGCAGAAAUCAAAUAUCAGACCUUGACAAUGCCUGGGCACGAGGACUAUGUCCUCUCUGUCGCCGAACUAGCAACCACCGAUUUGGUCGUAUCUGGAUCACGGGACAGAACAAUCCGCAUCUGGGACAGCGAGACCGGGGACCAGCGAGUGCUCUUGAAAGGACAUAAAAACUCGGUCGUCUCUGUUGCAACUUGCCCAACAAGAAAACUGAUAGCGAGUGGAUCAGCAGACAUGACAUUCACGAUCUGGCGGUAUGACUGA